CAGGCGCUUCUUUCGUUUCAUCAUUUUGACUGGAUAUCAGGGAAUGUUUGUGUGUAUUCACGCGUUUCAACAACCAACAUGAAAGAUAAUCUAAGCCUAUCUAAAGAGAAUAACUCCUCUCAAGUUUCCGAACCAAUUGAGUCAGAAAAGGACUCGUCACCAACAGUCGACGUCAAUGUUCGUGACGGCAAAAUCGACGAGACUGGACCACGAGCAUGUCUCGUGAUCGUGUCCCUCUUCACUAUCGGAUUGCUGGAAUUUGGCAUCAUCAAAGGUUUUGGCGUCCUGGUCGAUGAACUCGUAUUCCAAUUUGAAACUGAGAUUGCUACUAUUGGCUUCAUACUUGGUCUCUCUAAUGGUAUAUCCUACCUGUUAGCUCCUUUCACGGCACCAUUAUCAAAUCGACAGGCGAUAAUUAGACCAAUGAUGAUGUUUGGAAGUGCCGUCAUGGGCAUUGCAAUCUCUCUUGCUUCCCUUGCUUCUGGUGUAGUUGGGUUUUCUAUCGCCAUGUUUACUUCAGGGGCUGGAUUUGCUUUGGUCUCGCUACCUUCUAUAGUUGUCUGCAAUCGUUAUUUUACCAAACACUUCGGGGUUGUCGUAGGGAUCACUGAAAGCGGUUCUGCCCUGAGUCUGGUCUUUCCCCUGAUGACUAAAAUGUUACUGGAUGCUACUGGUUUGAAGGGAACCAUCCUUUUACUAGGAGGGUUGUCUUUGAACAUGGUUGUUUGUACGACUCUCCUUCGUGACCCAAGGACCCUGAGGAAGAAUGGACGUCGUGAUAAGACAGUAGGCCAACCGAGGGGAACAACCUGUGCAAACGACGCCGACGACCGUGACGCCGAAAACGAGUGUCAGUUGGACAUGCUGAGUGACAGCCUGAGUUCCGACGAGGAUGAGAAAGAACAGCGCUCGUCUGAAUGCGGAUGUCUUCAAGAAGACUCAACAUUACUCUAUCAACAGAAAAUUACUCACGGUCGUGCAGGGAAUGAUGGAGAGUUAAUACAAAGUAAGGUACCUAUGCAACUGACCUCUGCAAGGAUUGUUAAUGGACGGAUCGAUUCGUUUCAAUUUGAAUCACAAAAUUAUGUAAGAACCGAGCGAACGUUCACUGAAAUUCUAAUAAGUCCGUUCCAGUGGCUUUGGCGUUUCCUUGACUUCUCCCUUUGUCGCGACGAACCAUUCCUGAAUUUCAUCUAUCUAUCCACCUUCCUUUUUGCGAUGGUUCAUUCCGCCUGGUACAUAUUCUUUGUUGCUCAUGCCUUGGCCAAAGGGAUAACACUUUCGAAUGCCGUUCUGAUCAAUCUAGUCAGUGGGAUUGGUGAAGGGAUUGGUGCUUUCAUACAAGGACCCGUUACAGAUAGAGGAUGGAUGACGCCACGGGGAAUGUUCAUGAUGUUCUCUUUAAUAAACAGUGUUGUUUUAUUCCUUGACCCACUAUUAUCAAAUACUAUGCUUCUGACAAUAGCGGGAUUCACCAACGGCCUUUUCCUUGGCGGCAGCUUAACAUUAACGUCAGUUAUGCUUAAGGAUACCGUAUCCGAAGAUCGAUUUUCGACAUCCUACGGCUUGAGUAGUCUGACAUAUGGGCUUGCAGGACCUACUGGUGGUCUUGUUGCAGGAUGGAUAGCAUCAGUAGCUGGUUAUGAAAUGACAUUUGUUUUUCUUGGAGGGUUGAAUGUUGCUGCUCUACUAACAAUGAUUCCUGCUUAUUACCACUACGACACCAAGCCUAAACACCGAGAAAGAGGAGAUCAAAAUGACGAAAGAGAUACACCAAUCUAACACCUUCCAUGUUCUUACAAUAUUAUGUACAACGAUUCCAGCUUAUAACCACUAUAUGGCACCAAUCUGAAACACCGAGGAGAUCAAAUGAUGACAGAGAAACACCAAUCUACACACUAAGAAAUUCGGGUUCAAUUUUACGGUUACACUUCGUAAUUCCGAAGGUUCGUAAUUCCGAAACACGUAAAUUGCCUAUACCUCGAUGUUCGUUAAUCCGAAAACGUAAAAGGGUUCGUUAAUCCGAACAUUUGUGGCGUUAUUCCAAAGGUUCGUUGUUCCGAAGGUUCGAUAAUACGAAAACGAAAUAAGGUUCGAUGUUCCGAAGGUUCGUUAGUCCGAAAACGAAAUAAUGUUCGUUGUUCCAAAGGUGCGUUAAUCCGAAAACGAAAUAAGGUUUGUUGUUCCGAAGGUUCGUUAGUCCGAAAACGAAAUAAGGUUCGUUAAUCAUUACGUUUUCGGACUAACGAACCUUCGGAAUUACGAACCUUAUUUCGUUUUCGGAUUAACGAAUCUUCGGAUUUACGAACCUCAUUUCGUUUUCGGAUUGACGAACCUUCGGAAUUACGAACCUUAUUUCGUUUUCGGAUUCUUCGCAAUUACGAAUCUUCGGAAUUACGAACCUUCGGAAAUACGAUCCUUCGGAAUAACCGAACCGUCGGAAUAACGAAGCUUCGGAAUUACGAAUGUAUGCGAAUUUGGUACCCCUAGGGGUGCACAGGCUUGUCCCUAUAUACGAGUACCCCUAGGGGUGCACACGUACACCCCGAAUAGGGGUGUACAGUGUGCAGUGUGCACCCCUAUUUGGGGUUUCCAUCUGCACCUCAGACGGUGUACACGUACGUCUACCCCUGAGGGUGCAUAAUGUACCCCACCUAAAAUAACAAAAAGAUUGUCGAGAUUUUCGGCCCAUUUACUUUCUGUAUCGAUUUUUUAGUUACCUUGGUUGAGACUCGAACUCGCCUCGUUGUGUCUGUAGUCAAGAUUCUUCCCGCUAUGCCAACGAGAAUCGCUGAAUCCGGAGGAGGUCUCCAGGGAUAUGAUCCGCUUCCUUUUUGACUUGUGCUGAUAGUUGUGAUUCAAGUAGCUCUAUUUACUGUUUCUCCAAAUGUAUACGUAAUCAAAUGGGUUUUGAAACAAAUAAAUAUUAAAUAUU
Molecule: messenger RNA, 2935 nt
Organism: Lytechinus pictus (painted urchin)
Lineage: Eukaryota; Metazoa; Echinodermata; Echinoidea; Temnopleuroida; Toxopneustidae
Product: monocarboxylate transporter 9-like
Exons: 5
Coding region: 79-1782 (567 amino acids)
Biological process (GO): transmembrane transport
Cellular component (GO): membrane
Molecular function (GO): monocarboxylic acid transmembrane transporter activity
Source: RefSeq, a predicted model, not a curated record